AUGAGUGAUAAACCAGACUUGUCAGAAGUGGAGAAGUUUGACAGAUCAAAAUAGAAAACUAAUACUGAAGAAACAAAUACACUCCCCUCUAAGGAAACUGUCCAGCAGGAGAAAGAAUGUGUUCAAACAUCAUAA
Molecule: messenger RNA, 135 nt
Organism: Tupaia belangeri chinensis (Chinese tree shrew)
Lineage: Eukaryota; Metazoa; Chordata; Mammalia; Scandentia; Tupaiidae
Gene: TMSB15A
Product: thymosin beta 15A
Biological process (GO): regulation of cell migration; actin filament organization
Cellular component (GO): cytoplasm
Molecular function (GO): actin monomer binding
Source: RefSeq, a predicted model, not a curated record